Megalobrama amblycephala (Wuchang bream) is the source of this 3694-nucleotide messenger RNA. It is a transcript of the gene ppardb, whose product is annotated as peroxisome proliferator-activated receptor delta b. Gene Ontology annotation, molecular function: RNA polymerase II cis-regulatory region sequence-specific DNA binding; zinc ion binding; nuclear receptor activity. NCBI's taxonomy places the organism in Eukaryota, Metazoa, Chordata, Actinopteri, Cypriniformes, Xenocyprididae. Gene Ontology annotation, biological process: hormone-mediated signaling pathway; positive regulation of transcription by RNA polymerase II; negative regulation of inflammatory response. The transcript is spliced from 8 exons. The record is from RefSeq and is a predicted model, not a curated record. The coding region runs from base 524 to 2077 and encodes 517 amino acids. Gene Ontology annotation, cellular component: nucleus.
ACAUUUCUGUCAUCCCUGACAACCGAGUAAUCAAAGUGAAUGGAGUUACUAGACCAGAUUGAGCAAAAGUUGGAGUAGGAAAAACAGCGCGAUGGUUGUAGCUUGAUCCGCCUUCUGAUUGGAUUGUAGAAGAAUGGAUAUAACAGAAAUCUGGAAUGAAAACGCCUGGUAUUUUAAUCUUAAGCCUAUUUAACCGUAAUUGUUUGACCAGGAGAAAUUUGAAAGCGUGUGCAACAAAAUAAAAACAGAAAACAAAACAAAAACAUGUUAGCGUUAAGCUAGCUAGCGCUAACCUCAGACUAGCAUGUGUGAAAUAUGAGACACGGGGACACAGUGAUGACAAAACUGAUGUAAACCGACGGACUAUGGGCUCAUUUGAGUCUCAAAACAACUUUACUUCACGGAAAAAGAAUAUAUUUAUAUUUGAUCGACCGUUGGGAAACUUCGAAGCUGGUCCGUAAACACCAAGAGGCAAUGUCACGUGAUGGAUAGUUAUGAGAUUUAGCAGCCAAACGGGAGAACCAUGGAACAGGUCGAGCAACCUACCUCAGAAAUGAAAUGUGACGGCCCAAUAGAUGAAGUCGCCAAGGGCCAGUCGUCUCCACGGACGGACUUGAACUCUGUCCAGAUUCUUGAAGAGACAAUAUGGAUGGCAGCCCAGGAGGGUGAGUCUGCAUCUUCGGACUGUGGAGGGACGUCAGACCUACAGGAGCCGGGCUCAGCUUCGGGUGAGGAGGUGGAAGGCAGCGAGACAUCAGAUGCCACAGGAUUAGAGGUCUCGCCCAGCAGCAAGGAAUCGUGGGGGGCGAAUCUACAGAAUGGAGAUGGAACGCCGCAGGAGAGUCCUCAACAGAAUAGUGACACUUCUGUAACAGCUCAAACAUUUUCAGAUCCAUUACAAGCACCCUCACUCUCAUUGUCAGACCAGUUACGGUUGGGUCGGGAUGACCCCAGUAGUUUGGGCCUGAACGUUGAGUGCCGCAUAUGUGGAGAUAAAGCCUCAGGAUUUCAUUAUGGAGUUCAUGCUUGUGAAGGCUGCAAGGGGUUUUUCAGACGCACCAUUCGUAUGAAGCUGGAGUAUGAGCGGUGUGAGCGUGCCUGUAAAGUCCAGAAAAAGAGCCGGAACAAAUGCCAGUACUGUCGCUUCCAGAAGUGCCUGGCAUUGGGCAUGUCCCACGAUGCAAUCAGGUACGGACGUAUGCCAGAGGCGGAGAAGAAGAAGCUAGUGGCAGGGCUCCUCGCUGGGGAGAAGCUGCAAAGCUCCAGUGGGGCUGACCUCAAAACACUGGCCAAGCACGUCAACACAGCCUACCUGAGAAACCUCAACAUGACCAAGAAGAAAGCACGGAGCAUCCUCACGGGCAAGACGAGCUGCACAGCGCCUUUUGUGAUCCAUGAUAUGGACUCACUAUGGCAGGCAGAAAACGGGCUGGUCUGGAAUCAGCUUAACGGAGCACCACCCAACAAAGAGAUUGGGGUCCAUGUCUUCUACCGCUGCCAGUGCACCACAGUGGAAACUGUGCGAGAACUCACCGAGUUUGCCAAAAACAUCCCUGGGUUUGUGGAUCUCUUCCUAAAUGAUCAGGUAACGCUGUUAAAAUAUGGAGUCCAUGAGGCCAUAUUUUCGAUGCUCCCAUCUCUCAUGAAUAAAGACGGGCUGCUGGUGGCUAAUGGGAAGGGCUUUGUGACGAGAGAGUUCUUGCGUAGUCUACGCAAACCUUUCAGUGAGAUCAUGGAGCCCAAGUUUGAGUUUGCAGUCAAAUUCAAUGCCCUGGAGCUGGAUGACAGUGACCUGGCUCUGUUUGUGGCAGCCAUCAUAUUAUGCGGAGAUCGUCCAGGGCUGAUGAACGUGAAGCAGGUAGAACAGAUUCAGGAUGGUAUCCUGCAAGCUCUGGACCAGCAUCUUCAUGUGCACCACCCUGACUCUCCUCAUCUCUUCCCCAAACUGCUGCAGAAGAUGGCCGACCUCAGACAGCUGGUCACAGAGAAUGCCCAGCUGGUUCAGAUGAUCAAAAAGACUGAAUCGGAGACCUCCCUCCACCCGCUUUUACAGGAGAUCUAUAAAGACAUGUACUGAGCUCAAGACUCAAGGACCUGAAUAGAGAACGGACUUCAACUUCCCUCCUGAACGGAGAGAGUGCACACAUCUUUAUGGCUCUGCGGUGCCAUGGAGUUUUUUUUAAAUGAAUUUUUGUAAAGGACUUUUACAAAUAUUGACAUUGAAUACUGACAUUUUCUCUGAUUUUGCGGAGUGUUUUUUAUUUAAACUCAAAUCUGUUCUUGUAUACAGGACUCUGAACAUCUAGUCACCUUUAUUAUUACUACUACUACUACUACUACUACUACUACUAGCUUCAUGUUGUUCUUCAUUUGCUAGAUGAGGGCUAACACCUUUAGACGUUGUCUUUUCCAUCAUGGUUUUGGUUUGCAAGUACAUUUAAGUGAUAACUAGUAUGUUUCUUUGAGGAGAUCAGAGCACAGUCAAGCUCUUGAAAUGCCACUUACUGUAUGUUUUUAUAGGGCUUUUAUUUUUGUGGUUCUUUUUGGUCUCCUGAUUCUGUUUGAUUAGGCACUUUUACUAAAGUAAAAGGUACUCCACACAAAAUUGUACAGCAGUCAGUUAUAUUAUUUUGGAAUUAUGUUACUUUGUUGAGGAUGUUGUUUUCCGCGUCAGCUGCUACAAAUAUAUAUUGGUAUUGAAACUGAAGACAAAUCUAUGUUUAAUAAUUCACUUUAAAUCUUUGGGAUAAACCUACACCAGUGUGAUCAUUUCAGUUGUAUGGAAGGAAAUGUUUGUUCAUCAUUAUAUAUAUAUAUAUUUCUUAUGAGCUGAUACCUUUGUUAAGCACUGGUACCUUGAUGGUACUUGUAUUUUCACAUACUGUCCGGUACCGGUCAUAUUUACUGAAUUGAGACAUGACAUUAGUUAUCUUUCAUUGUCUCCUUGAUACACCAUUGUAUUAAAUUAGGUCUUCCAUUAGUAUGUUGAUUGAAAAUGUUUUUGAAUAUGUAUUGAGUGAUUGAAACAAGCAGGCUGUGGUUACAUUAAAACUAGAACAUUAUGGUCAAAUUGGUUUAUAGUACUCAUAUAAGCUUAAUUUCAUUCUCUAGAUCAGUUGCAUUAAUUAAUGAUCAUGUCAUGUUAGUUAUAUUGAAAAUGAAUGCGAAUGAAUGGUUAUGUUGAGUCAGCUUGAGUAAAUGCUUGCAUUGUAUACUUUGUUGAAGUAACAUGUCAUGUCAGAAACAAUGCUGAAUAAUUUGAACGUUCAGUGUACACGUUUUAAAAGAAAGCAGUUUUAAUGUUGAAUUACAUUAAUUGUUAAGUAAUAUGAUGUGCAACACAUCUGCCAUUUCACAUCCAGAAAGUAUCUCAGAAAUAUCUGAGAUUUUAUGUUAUGGCUAAAAUUUGCUUUUCUGAUCUGUUUAUUCAAUAUGGAACUUGAAGUCAGAGAUUUAUGGUCAUGAAAACUGUUACUGUGAAACUAGAGAGCACAAUAAUAAUUUCGCCCCCAUCCUUAUUCUUAAAAUACAUUUUGUCAUAAAGUUUCACACCAGAUGUCGACCAGUAUCUUUCUACCUUUCUGGUCAGAUCUAUCUCAGAAAUGUCUUUCUUUAUUAACAAGAGCAAACAAGAUGCACAAGUGUUAUGAUUUGUGGAAUAUUUUGGAUCAAAGUAAAACAAUUCCAGACAUCA